UGUAAUCCAACAUCACUAGAAUAAGUCAACGGCACAGUGUAAGCAGAAGUCAUUACCUUGCAAAACCUCACGAUGUAAAUUGUAAAACAUUACGAGUGAUUUUUUGAAACCGUUAUGGCCGAUGGCAGUUUGGUAGAUGGGAAAUAAAACUCUGCUGCACAUGGAUAGAAAUGGCGUCGAAUAGUGCAGUGAAUGAACGAAGAUUAAGACCAAUUUAUGAUGCACUUGACUCCCUAAACAACAGAAAAGCUAUUCAACAUGCUGAUAAAAUCCUCAAGAAGCAAAAGGAUUUGCAUUGUGCAAAGGUUUUGAAAUCAAUUGCUCUUCUGAGGUCUGGAAAACGAGAGGAAUGUGGGCAGUUGAUGAACAAAGUAUUGAAUUUAGAAAUAUGUGACGAUUCCACAUUGCAAGCGAUGACAAUUUGUUUAAGGGAAAUGGACAAGCACUUGGAUAUCUGUAAUAUAUAUGAAGUUGCUGUAAAAAAGAAUCCAAAAGAUGAGGAGUUGUAUACGCAUCUUUUUAUGUCUUAUGUGAGGACAUCACAAUUCAAGAAACAACAGCAAGUGGCAAUGAAUUUAUACAAAACAUUUCAAAAAAAUCCAUAUUACUUCUGGGCUGUUAUGAGCUGUCUUUUACAGGCUAUUGAAAGUGAUGAUGACCAAACAAAGAAGACAAUGCUUUUAUCGUUAUCUGAGCGAAUGAUUUCAAAAUUCGUUGACGAAAAAAAGAUUGAGAGUGAGGCUGAAGUUCGUCUGUAUUUAAUGGUGCUUGACAUGCAAAAUAAACAUGACGAAGCCUUGGAAGUCUUAAAUGGAUCAUUAGGAAAUUACUUUUCGUCGCUCGAAUGUGAAAAGAAGAAAAUAAAUUGUUUAACAAAGCUUGAAAGAUGGUCAGAAGUAAACUUCUCUUACCGGAAACUAAUUAAAGAAAGACCUGACGAAUGGUGUUUUUAUCAAGGAUAUUUGGAAUCUUUAAUCAAACUAAUAAAAGAUGAUUAUUCGCCUACAAUAAUUGAAGAUAGUAUUACAUGCACCGCACCAGAUUACACUGUUUCAAUGGCUCGCGAUCUUUUUGACGAAAUGAAAAAGAGCACAGAGACAAAAAACAUAAGAAAAAGAGCUUCUUUCUUAGCUUGCUUGGAAUUGGAAAAGAAAAUUGAAAAAAUCUUGGCGAAAACUUCUUUGAAGGUAAAUUCAUAUUUGCGUUUCCAUAUUUUAAGGGAAACAGUAAAAGCUCGCCAUAUAUGGAUGACAGCUCACACAUUCAAUUGUAAUUCUUUCAAUGUAGAAUGUAAAGAGAGUAAUUUACUGGAUCUCAUGUUGGAGUAUUUUAAAUAUUUUGGCGACAAAACUGUUUGUUUUUCUGAUCUACGAGUGUAUUUGGAUGAACUCGAUUGUGUUAAAGCAAACAAGUUUGUAGAAAUGUGUAAAUCCUUGUCGAAAUCGUGCGCGGAACACACUCAUGAUAUUUCAAUGACUUUAACCAUCGAGAAGUUUUCACGAUACUUUGGAUUAUAUGAAACAUCUAGUAAAGAGAAUGUUAUAGAACAUGCCAAGUAUCUUAUGUCUUUACACAGAGACAGUCUGCAAAAUGAUGAUCCGAAGGCUUCUUCAUCUGGUGAUCUAAAUACGGAUGAAUUUGCGCUUUUGGCUGCGCACUAUUUGUUAGAUUGUGUUGAUGAAAUAGGUACUUCAUACUCGCUACUUCGUGUUUUGAUCUGCCUCGAGAACGCGAUAAAGUUUAGUUGUGGUAAUUAUCAAAUGAAGCUACUUGUAUCUCGGCUCUACUGUCUACUGGGUGCUGUGGAACCUUGCUUAUCAUACAUGAACAGCAUGGAACUAAAACAUGUUCUUUAUGAAACUUUAGGUUUUAAUGUGACAAGAUACGCUGUUCCACAAGGACAUUUUCACGCAGCAAAAGAGUUCUACGGUUCUGUAACUUCUUUUUAUCAUAACAACAAGAAAGACAUUCCUGAGUAUAUUAUUGCAUCAUAUAAGUAUGGAUCUUUUGAGAAGGUUCUUGAGAUGUUAAACUUUAAAAAAACAUUAGCGAAUUCAUCUUUCUAUGCGACUGUUGUGAUUGAAGAAAAAUUUCUGGAUAUCGUUAUGCAAGUCAACAGUUCAACCUCAUUAAAUGAAGUUUUAGUUAAAAAUCGUUUACCGAAAAUCUUUGAUGAUGCUGAAAAAUGGUUUUGUCUACUGAAUGAUAAGCGAGACUUAAAUCUUCUUAUCACGUGGGAGAAACGUGACAGAGAUCUGUGUGAAAAGUUUCAGAAGAGUUCUUUCAACGAUGAGUUACGAUGGUUGAGACUUCGCUUUAUUACCAUGGAAGCUAUUACUCUUAGUGCUGAAUAUUUAACUAGUGAACAUAACUCUUUAUCGAGUCAAACGAACGGCUGUGACGCAUCACCAAGACUUGCAGUGAACGAAGACUUCAAUUCUUUUCAUGAUUUGUCGAAAAAGUUACAUGAUUUAUUGGAAGAGGUUCGAGUUGACUACCCCAAAGAGGAAAAGCGACCAGCUUUCUUUGGGCCUUUACCAUCUCGUUGGAACUCUUAUCUUCAAGGUUCUUAUGAUAUACUAUUGAAGAAUAUUUUAACUGUUGCAAAGAUUUACCAGAAGGUUGAACAUGUGGCAGGCCCAGAAAUUGUAGACGAAGAAUUAAGAAAGUCUUUGAGUAACAUAAAGGAGGAUUAUACUCUUUUUUUGAAAAUUUUAACGGAUAAUGCUGCGUUGUGUAAAAAUUCCUUAACCGUAGAAGAUAAUGAAAAACGAUUUUUCAAUGGAUUGGUUGUGGAAUCAUUAGUGCUUUUACUUGAGGCUAUCAGUGUUGUGUCGUCAUUUCUUGUGUAUUUUCGUCAUGUUGUUUUAAAAACGAUUCAAACACCUCAGAGUAAAAAGAAAAAGAAGUCUGCUCAACCCAAACAGAACGAAUUUUCUGAUACGUACCAGUCAUUUGUGGAAUCACUUCACAAUCUAGUGUUUGAUGUUUAUACGGUUUUAAUGGAUAAAAAAAUUCUUCAUUUGGCUGAAGAUAUCACAACGCUAGAAAUCCAAGAGUUAUAUGAAAUGACCGACAGCCCUCUUGUCACAGAUAUUUGGAAAAAGAUCCAAAACAGUUACAAAACCUCCGUAGAAGAGUUAUCUAGUAUUUACGAGGUAAAAUUAUCAUUUUUAAAAGAACUAUAUAUUAAAGCAUCGUAGCUGUAGAGCUAUCGACCGACUAUCAAGUUACCGAGCUACUUCCAUAAACGAUAAAGGAGGAAAUACUAUGGAUGGAGAGAAUUAAAAUUUUCUUUCCUAAAUAUUCACUUUGUAAUUUAUUAUUUGAAUUUUUCUUACCCGGCAUUGGCGUGAAGAAAUGUUUUGACAAUUAUUUAUAUUAAAGAACAACAAUGCCUGACUCGACAGGUUUUCUGAAAAAAACUGCAAAAGGGCAGUGAUAAUAAUGUUGAAUAAAUGUUCAAUAUAUGUAAAACAACAUUUUUUGAAAGUUUUAUACCGUUUCAUUAAAGAACAUCAUGAAUAAAUAAUAUAAUUAUUAAAGUAUGCGUUUGUAAACUCUA
Messenger RNA from Xenia sp. Carnegie-2017, 3565 nucleotides. Its product is annotated as N-alpha-acetyltransferase 25, NatB auxiliary subunit-like. Gene Ontology annotation, cellular component: NatB complex; cytoplasm. The coding region runs from base 171 to 3203 and encodes 1010 amino acids. Gene Ontology annotation, molecular function: protein binding; protein-N-terminal amino-acid acetyltransferase activity. The record is from RefSeq and is a predicted model, not a curated record. NCBI's taxonomy places the organism in Eukaryota, Metazoa, Cnidaria, Anthozoa, Malacalcyonacea, Xeniidae. The transcript is spliced from 28 exons. Gene Ontology annotation, biological process: N-terminal peptidyl-methionine acetylation.